Molecule: messenger RNA, 1734 nt
Organism: Stylophora pistillata
Lineage: Eukaryota; Metazoa; Cnidaria; Anthozoa; Scleractinia; Pocilloporidae
Source: RefSeq, a predicted model, not a curated record
UUUACAGGCGUAGGAAGAGGAGUUAUCAGCCACUUUAAGUCUGUAGUUGACGCUCGAGAGACUCACCUUGGUUGUGGCAUCAGAAUCAAACCAGGCGAUGGAACAUACGUCGUGGCUCAUUAUUCAAUGGGUCCAGGGCUACAAUUUAAGCUAAACGACUUCAGUUCAGCUUCAAAUAUUGGACUUCCUAAACAGCCUGAUCCACAGUGUCACCAAAAGUCCUUCGAGAGAGAGCUGUGUGGAGAUUUUAAAAGUCCAUUUAUUACCCCUGACAAAUGCUUAAAUGCUGGAUGUUGCUAUGACGAUAUCUUCAUGAACGAACCAGGCUUACAAUGGCACAGUCCAAAUGCGUCUUUAUGGUGUUUCAAUAAAAGGAAAGGGGCUGAUACUGGUGUGAUGACCACUGGAACGAUGUCAUUCCAGUCUGCUCCACCAGCCUCAAAAGAGAAUGAUUUCAAGAUACUUCAAACGCAGUCUCAGUCUGAGGAAGGUGGAGAAUCCUGUUAUGCGAAUAGUUGCUACAUGAUUUCUGAAGCAGGAGAAUCUUGGGAUGAGAAUCGAAAGAACUGCAAAGCAUCUGGAGGCGAUCUAGUUUCCUUGGAAACAGAGGCUGAGUGGCAGUUUGUCAAUGGCGAAAUUCAAAAAAUGAAACUUCAGGGAGCCAAUGAAUGGCACAUAGGUUUGAAAAAACAAGGCGAUUGGAAAUGGGUCAGUGGUAGUCCGAUGACCAUUAAAAAAUGGCAGCGUUAUGAGCCAUCCGGUGACGGAAAUGUUGUUGUAAUGUCCAAGGAUUACCCACCUGGAAGUCAAGGGCUAUUUAACGAUGUUCCUGGUGAAUUUCCCAAACCUUUUAUAUGUGAAUUACCCAAAGGAGCUGGUCCUCAGCCUGGACCUCAAAAUCCCUCAAAACCCCCCAUGGGGCCAACAGAAGCACCAGCUGCAUCAUCGUCUCCAACAUCUUCAGCAAGCUCCGCUGUUCAACCAACCAGUAACCCUACCACCCAGCCAGCUGGAGGAGCAACACCAGAAAUGACUGGAUUUGAAAAAGACUGUUUAAAAGCUCACAACGAAUAUCGAGCGAAACAUGGCGUUCCUCCCUUGAAAUGGAGCGCUGAGCUGGCUGCAGAUGCACAGGAGUGGGCUAAUGAACUCACUGUUAAAAAUAUGAUGGAGCAUGACAUGGACAGUAUUAACAACAAAGGUCAAGGCGAAAAUCUGGCUUAUUUCCAUCCGGGUAACCCAGAUGAUAUGCCCACCCAGUGCCAAGGUCCAAAGACACAAAAAUGUGUACAGUGCCGUGAAAUGGUCGCUGACUGGUACGCAGAAGAAUCGAAUUUUGAAUACAACACAGGAAAGAGCAAAGGAGGCGUGAUUUUGCACUUUACCCAAGUUGUCUGGAAGGAGACCACAGAGCUGGGGAUGGCAACAGCUACUAGUGCUACUAAAUGGUUCUCUGUUGCACGUUAUAAACCACGUGGAAAUAUGGGAUAUCCAGCAGAUUAUAUAGAGAAUGUUCCAAGGCCUCAGGUUAACGUUUAAAAAAAGUUCUGAUUGGGAAAAAGGUCCUCUUUCGACCAUUACUUAAUGUAUUCUCAAAUUUGAACGGAAACGUACGUCUUGACGGGUAAUAAUUCAGGUACUGCCUGCAAUGGAUUAAUUUUUAAAGAAAAGCUUGUCUUUCGACAUAUGACUUAUGAAAUAUAUUAUUAAUUAUGUCAAUAAACUUCAUCCUUG